UUUAGGACAUCACUAUAACUUGUCAGUCGUCGAACUGUCAAAAAUUUAAUAUAUAAUAAUAAAAUGGACAAAGUUAAAAUUCUCCUUAUAAGAUUGUAAUUUUGUUGCAAACAAAUAGAAUUUUGACGAAAAUACCUUACAUUUACUGAAUACUUACGCUAGUACUACUAUAACCCGUGCAGUGUCAGACGCGAUAUAAAUAAAAUUUGAAAAGUUUGUAUUAAAUAAUAAUUCGAAAAUGACGGACUCUUCAAUGUAUACUUCUUUGUUUGCACUAAUCGAGAAUCACCUAUCCAAGACCAACUUACAGGAAAAUGAUGGGAAUUCCAAUACAACAUCGAUCAAUAUUCCAAUUAACAAUUUGCGCGAUGGUAGUGUCUCAGAAUCAUUGCUGAAAUUGCAAACUCGGCCAAGGUUACCCAUACCGAGUCUUAGCCCAAAGGAGAGCCCUACUCAAUCUAUUUUGGCUCAACAGGUGGCCAAUAUGCUUAUAGCCAAAGAGAAAAAGCAGCAAGAGGAAAAGCAAAAAUUGGAAGAACAAAUGAUGCGUCUCAAACUAGAAGAGGCUGAAAAGAAUUCUUUAAUUGACUUAACAAAAGCCAUCCAAACUCCCUACAAUCCAAAGCCUCGUGCAAAUCAACAAGAAACUCUUAGCAGCAACAGCUCAGUAGAGUCACUAUUUAAGUUGAAUUUCACAGAUUGCGAUAUUGAACCAGAGAGGGCUAAAACUCCAGAGCCUGAGUUGCCUUGUAUUACAGAUAUGUCUUACAUUUUAAAAGAAAAAAUAAAAAUGGGCAAAGGUUCUGCAUUUGGUAAAGUAUUGUCAUCACGGCUGAGACCUGUCGCUGCACCUUACUUGAGAGAACAUAUUCCUACAAACAUUAAGAGAUUUGACUUCAGCACACCAUCGCCAUGUGAUAUUGUGAAAGAAAAUAGAAAGUAUCGACCAACUAUGUCCACCACUUUCACAUUGGACAUAACAAAGUUUGUGUAAAUAGAGCUAAGUUUCAGAAAGAAGUUGUAAAACAUAACAAUGCAAUUGUUUGCAAAUCAUGUUUAUACUUUAUACUUUUUUUGUUGAUUUAUACUUUAGUACGGUCUAUUUGAUUAAUUUAUUAGUACUAAGUCUAGUGAGGGAUGGGAUGUCUUUAGAGAUUAUGUUAAUGAAUGACAUGGUAUAUUAAGUACAUAAUUAUGUUUAAUCAAUAUUUCUAACAUAUUAUCUGUGUUAAAAAAGAAGUUUAAUUUUUGAAAUCCACAUUUUUCUGUCAAUCAUUUGCCAAAUUAUUUUUACACUUAUUAUUUACACUGAUUCCCAUUUCCGACUGAUUAAUGAUAAUUGAUCUAAUUUGUGUUUAUAAAGUAACUUUUUGUUCUAUUCUUACAUAGAAUCAUUUAUAAGUUUGAAAUAUCUUUCUUUUGUUGACAUUCUAGAAUAACAACUAUUGUACUGUA
Maniola jurtina (meadow brown) is the source of this 1455-nucleotide messenger RNA. RefSeq lists its product as uncharacterized. The transcript has a single exon. Lineage: Eukaryota; Metazoa; Arthropoda; Insecta; Lepidoptera; Nymphalidae. The coding region runs from base 239 to 994 and encodes 251 amino acids. The record is from RefSeq and is a predicted model, not a curated record.